CGAAACACCCUUCCGGUUGUUGCCUGCGCUGUGCCUGCUCUGUGCCUCCAGGAUGGCACUCUCUGGUGCUGGUGCUGCAGCCACCCGCUUCUUCCUCCCCGUACCGCCGCCGUCUGGCGAUGUUCCUUGUGCCAUCCUCUCUCUGCUGGCCCCUCUUGUAGAACAAACAGUACACCCCUGCAGCGGAACAAAGACACUCUCGUCGAGAACCGCAACACCCCCAAACAAAGCAACACCAGCUCUUUCGUCCACCACCGAGUAUAUUUUUUCCAGCGAGUUGUCUCCUCUAAGCUCCGUCGCCGAACCCAGACCUCUACUCUACGUCCAAAUACCCCCUUCGCCAGGACACCCCCGACAUCCGCACGGGCUCCACUACAUUCAUAAACCGGGAUCGACACAACCGACCCACUGCCCUACCUCCUAUGAUAUAAAUCCAUAGAGCAAAACUUUUUUUUUUUCCACAUAGCAUGUCCUGUCAGUCCAACAAAAGUAGCGUCAACAGCAACAGCCCCGCUACGGGCAGCCAAAAGAGAAAACUGGUCCCCUUGCUACCGAACACCCUCAAGAAGACAAAGCCUUCACCUUCAACAUCCUCCUCCUCACCGAACGCAGCUUCCCCUGCAUGCUCGCUAUCCUCAACUGCAACCUCCACCACUACGCUGCAUUCCCCACCGCCUUCCUCCCCGUUCAAAGAAUCCUGCGACAACCCUAGACCGGCCCCCGCCACAACAAAAAACAUUGCCGGGGUCAGCUUGGCCAAGAUCAUCAACCCGGCUAACCUUCCGUUCCAGACUACAACGGAUCACCCAAAGCCUAAACACCUUAAAUCCUGCUCCCGUUGCAGAAAACACAAGACCAAGUGCAACUACAUCGAAACUGCACCGCACGCAUGCUCCUCCUGCGCUAAGAGGGGACUGGUGUGCCAGCUGGAGGUCGUUAUACCAGUGAAAAGAUCCAAUAUUAUCAAAAAUCUGUCCAACGAUAUCGAAAAGUUGAAAAAUUUGGUCGACGAUCUCAUUUUGAAAGAUAAAUAUUUGAAAUCAUUAUGUAAGCAGAAGGGCAUCAAAGUGGACGGAUUAGUGAAUAUUGAAAAUUGCAAGAGAGAUCUGGACUUCAAUAGUCAAUUGCACAACAAACUAUUACAUGGCAGCACCAUCGACCAAGACCAAGAAGAUGAAGAUGAGGAGGAAGAUGAGGAUAUUGAAAAUGAAAACUAUGACAAUGAAAUUGAAGAUGAAAAUGACAACGACAACGAUAACGACAAUGACAACGACAACGAUAAUGAAAUAUAUAAUGACAACGAUAUUGAAGACUCCGAAAACGAUUAUAUCUAUGAGAAAAACCCACCUACAAACUUCCAUUCCAUCAAUAACAUUUUAAGCAAAUUCGAAUCCGUCAUCACUCCUCCAAAUUCAAACUCCAUAUCUCCAAAUCUCUCGGAUAUUGAAGUAGAAGAUGCGCCAACAAAAAAAGUUUCUUCCAAAAAAGUUGCCAAUCCUGUCAAAGAUACCAUAUCAUCUGAAAACUUCAAACUCUACACUCUGAACGACUGCUGCUGCUUCUCUCACAAUGAAAUAGAGGAAAUAAUGCUUGACUUUAAUGCCAACUACCUACCCUUUAUCCCAAUUAUGGACAAAAUCAUCUCAAUUGAACAUCUCUUUGUCUCAAAUAAACUGCUGUUUUGGUCAAUCGUAUAUAUAGCCACAUCCAAUAUAGACAUUUACACCCAUUUUAUCAUCAAAGAAGUUUUGGGCUUUCUCAACAAUUCCGAGGAUAUAAAGGAAACUGAAGCAAAUGAUCCUUAUAACUCAUUGGUUGCUGUCCUUCUAUUGUGCUGCUUCCCAACGAAAAUCAAAUCAACUAAAUUCGAUAUAGAUGACGAGCUGGAUACUUGUAAUUUUCAAUGGUUAGAGUCUUGUAAAUCAAAAUGUCUCAAAUACAAUUAUAUUGAAGAAUAUAUUGAUGACAAUGAAAAGAAUAAUUACAAAAAAAAUAUCUGGUGUGUAAUCUUCAUUCUAGGAAACUUCUAUGGUUUCAGAUUGGGUCUCAAGUGGGUCCAGCCUCUAGAUUUUAUUCUAGAAGAAUCAAAGGAUAGAGUUUCAUAUUUGGGCCAAUUGCUAAAUAUCACUAUAUUAUUAUCAAAAUUGCUAGAUCACUUCGUAUUCACGAAUAAUGGUGGUGUCUUCAAAGCCAAAAGCUCUGAUGAGUCCAUAAAUGACCAGAUUAUGACUCCAGCCCAAAGACUGCAGGAUGACGACCAUCUUCUAAUAAAGUCUUUGUCAAACUGGCAAUUCAAACUUGAUAGAAUGAAAAAAAGAGCAAUGUCCAACAAGCUCGAAAACCCUGCAUUGAACUCAAAUCUUUUAUUGUCUUUUGAUUUCUUAGAGUUGAUUUUCAACCUUUUCGAGCCACAAAACUUGAAUUUUUCAAGCCAACUGGAGAAAACUUUCAUCAUAGCUAAGAGAUUCUGCUCAAACAUUGAGCCUUUGAACGUCACAAAAUGUCCAAUAUUCUUGAAAAUAUCUUUAGAGUUUGUUUGUUUGACACUAACUAAAUUGAGCUAUUGUCCAUAUUUCUUGAACAAGCAGUUCAAUCCUGAUCUGUACAUUAACCUUUUCAACAAGUUGAUAGCUUUUGUUGAUUUCAACGACACCAGAUUUGUUUUCAAUACACUGAUGGAUUUCGACUCUUCACUCAAAUUGGAUUCGAGUUUGAUUGAGAUUUUCAACAUGGAUAGCUUCAAGAAGAACUUACUUCCGGGUCUGAUCAAUGAUUUGAAAAGGCUCAACCAGAGAUUUAAGUCGAUUGAGAUAAAUGACUCAAGAAUUUUGAAAAAUAAACAGAUUUUCCAAUCUAGGAACUUGGACUAUCAGUCAUAUGCCGACAAGUUCAACCUCUUCCGAAGCCAGGUAGAUUUGGUGAUCAUAUACUCCAACGAAAUACUUAAAUUUUCUAACACAGAAAGCGAUGUUCCCGACUCUUCUCUUUCUUCCUCUUCGUUAUUAUCUAAGGACGAACUGUCUGAUACUUUCUCAAUUGCUGGCAGGAGUGAUAAAUCAAGCAUCGUCACUGAUAAUAUCCAAUUUGUUGAACCAGUCAAUAUGCACACUGACUCUAAACUGAAGUCCGAUUUUCAAUUGCAACAACAAUUCGACGACAUCGAUUUGUUUGGAAUCAAUUGGAUAAACUAAAACUUUUUGCUUUUGCUUUAGAUCUUUUUCUCUUACUUUAACUUUUAUUCUUUUUGCCAUUUUUCUUGCUUAUUUUCUCACUCACCACUUUCCCACUCAUUCUAACUGACAUGCUUUUAUAUUCUUUAUUCCUCUCUUUGCCUUUUUCCCCCCGUUUGCUGCUUACUCUCUCACGACCUUUUUUCCCUUACUUCCUUAACGACGUUCUUUAUAUAUUACCCAUUUUAUAUCUAUCUCCCUACUUACUAUCUAUAUAUAUUCCAUUAAUAGUUACUCCCUCA
Pichia membranifaciens NRRL Y-2026 is the source of this 3472-nucleotide messenger RNA. RefSeq lists its product as hypothetical. NCBI's taxonomy places the organism in Eukaryota, Fungi, Ascomycota, Pichiomycetes, Pichiales, Pichiaceae. The transcript has a single exon. Gene Ontology annotation, biological process: regulation of DNA-templated transcription. The record is from RefSeq and is a predicted model, not a curated record. Gene Ontology annotation, molecular function: zinc ion binding; DNA-binding transcription factor activity, RNA polymerase II-specific. The coding region runs from base 468 to 3191 and encodes 907 amino acids.